Messenger RNA from Cyclopterus lumpus (lumpfish), 2731 nucleotides. Its product is annotated as histone H3.v1-like. The transcript has 2 exons. The record is from RefSeq and is a predicted model, not a curated record. NCBI's taxonomy places the organism in Eukaryota, Metazoa, Chordata, Actinopteri, Perciformes, Cyclopteridae. The coding region runs from base 732 to 1139 and encodes 135 amino acids.
AACAAAAACAAGUUGGGUAGUUCAGCUCGUUCAGACGGGCCACAGAGGUGUCCAGGUUUCAAAUGGUGCUCGUGCCAUCCGAAUACCAGGUGCGCGUAUCAUCUACUUACUGCACAUUGCUCAUACAGACACAAGCAUUAACUAUUUUAAAUUGAUCGUGGGAGAAUGUUUUCCUCUUGACCGUUCACAUUAUAUAUCUGCUGUCUCUGUACACACUGCGAUGCCGCUGGAUCUUCAGUCCUGCUUGGUGUGCGGAAGAAUCUCUCAAACAUCUCCUUGCGUUUCAUUGGUCAAACCAUACGGCUUGUGGUUUUAACGGGUUAGGUCUCACUACGGGGCAGUUGCUAUGUUUUUAUAUUUUUCCGAUGAGUCGUAUCAAGUUGAAUCAAGAAAAAGACAACCUUUAAUCUUAGUGCUUUGUGAGGUAUGAUAUUGUGACAAAGAUGAUAUUUUACAUUUUGUUAUUUAAAAAAUUGGUUAAAGAUGAAACUGGUCAAGACUAACUACUAAAUUUCAUUCAUUUUUUUUUUUGUUGGGGUGUUCAUUCAAUUAUUCGUUGUUCACAAUAAGCUGUUUCAAUAAUUGCACCAGCUCUGCUAGAUAGCUCCUCUCAACCUGACAAGCCGUCUGCGGAAGCAUCCACAUCCCCAGCGCCGCCAGCAAAACCUCAGGGAGAAACUCAGCCGCGUACCGGCGUGCCGGCGCGCCUGACCGGACGACAUUUCCUGGCCAUGAGGGAGACCAACUCGGACUGCAAGGUCUGCUCGCAACACAAGAGGAAGAGAGUGGAGGAAGAGAAGCAGGAGGAGAAGAAGAAGAAGAAGAAGAAAAGAAAAGAGGAGGAGGAAGAGGAGGAGGAGGAGAAGGAGGAUGAGGAGCCAGGGAGGAAAACAGAAGAAGAGUCGGAGGAGGCAAAGGGGGUGAACUCAUGUGACGCGAAGGACGGGGAGAGCAAAGAGGGGGAGCACUCGGAAGCAAAGCAUUGUGAGCAGAAGAGUGGGACAGUGAGGAGGCAGACGUCGUAUUACUGUAAGACGUGUUCAGGAGAGCCCAGCCUCUGUCCUGUGCCCUGUUUUGAACUCUACCACACCAGACUGAUCUACAAAUCAGCCCCUGAACCGGAAGCACAAGCCUCCUGACCUACUGACAUGAGACGUUGUCUUCUCCCCAGACUCCGGACAAAGCUUAAACUACGGGAUUAACCGUCUGUGUUCACAACCAACACGGCUUUAGUGUCCUCGACCGCCGGUUUUUGUGGUCGUCUUGUUUUAGUUUAACCCGAUACCUUAUUGACGGUAAACGCAGAAUACCUGAUCGUUGUCACGACGCACCUAAAGGGUGGCAGUAUUUACACAGAACGGGUCUUCAAGGCCCUCUCGUCUUCCUUCGAAAGGUUUUUAUUUUGUGAGACGGUGUUGCAGGUAGUCGGCAGCUGAUGGACUAAUGAUCCAGACAAGAUUAAGAUACUUCCUUAAGUGCUUUUCUGACCUACAACAGGGUGCUGUAACAGGCAAGCAAAAAUACCUCAUUUAUUACCCUGCAUGUCAUUAAAGCUGAGCAUUUGUCAAGUGUCCUACAACUUGUGAAUGUGAUGUUUCGUUCACUUAUUCAUUUGAUUUGAGUCUGUAAUGUUCAUUUUCCGGUGCCGUCACUUUUAUUUAUGAUGCUUUCUCACACACAAGUAUGUUUAUCCCGCCAUCACAUCGCUAACCAUAACAGUCGUAGCCUGAUGGUUACAUUUAUUAAGGUCACUUGUGCCUACCUGCUCGCCCAGAUGCAGCUCAUGAAGAGAAGGAAAAAAAACAUAAACGUUGGACACAAAGGGGGUCACAUUGUUAAACCAACUUCUGAUGUGUUUUUGAAAAUGGCUCUUAAGCAUAUGCAAUUUACAGCGGGGCAAAACCCAUUUAUGUUCAAAUCCAAACUGAAAAUGUGCCCAACAAGAAACUGCAGGUUCGUGGAGUUUUAUCCAGGCAACUGUGCUGCUAAACGUGCUUCUACUUUUGAACGAAACACUCACGAGUAGAAUCAGUAUUAAUAAUAAUAAUUUGUGUUACUGUAAGUUCUUGUAAAACUGGCUCUUUUUAAAUUGUUUUAAUUUAUAAAAUAAUGUAUGGGAUCUUCACCCCCCAUAUAGAUGAACAAAGUAAUUUAAUUUACUAGAUUGACUUGAUUAGCUGGAAUUAAGGCUGCUGGUUGGAUAAGGACAUGCAGCAGUUGGUCUGUAAUGCAGAGGGGCGGCCAGACCCGUGCUGCCAUGGUGACCACAGGAGGAGUUCACCAAACUGGGAAAUAGAGUAACAGCCACCACCUGUAACUUGAGAUGCAGGUACACGUGAGGCGGAAAUCACUCGAAGUUUCCUUGAAGUAUCUGAAUGAAGAAAACAGCCUUCAAUUGAUGUUCAGUUCCCUUAUUUGUCCUGUAAAGCUACAUUUUAAUGUUUCUUAUGAAUGUGAUUUAUAAGUUAAAUCCCUUGCUGUACCUCACUAGUCCAAAGCUGACUUCAAGUCAUUGACUUGAUUCCAGCCCCGUGGUGCGUCUGAUGUGAGUUUUACUUCUUUUACACUUGUCUGUUUUAGGCGUUUGUAACUUCUCCACUGUUACUGCAUGUUUUUUUGUUUUUUUUCGUUUCUCUUCUUUUUUUUUUAUGAUGACACUGACAUGGAUCGGAUUGAAAAAUCAUGUUGCAUUGAUGCCUCUUUUUUAAAAUAAAUGGGUCAAUACAUUAAA